AUUUCCCUCCUUCCUCACGGCUUCCUCCCUCCCUCCCUCCCCGCCAUCUCCACGACUCUUAAACCCCCUCGUCACCACGAGCUCUCCGGCAAAGCCAAGUCAGAGCCGCCCAGAUGGAAGUACUGGCCCGCCCUGCCUCGCCGCCGCCGGUGUACGACUUCCGGUUCGACAGCGCGGCGGCGAGCCCGUACGCGACGGCGCCGUCCAGCCCGCGCGGGCGCCUCGCCACGGCCACGGCCGCAAGCCCGUUCUUGACGGCGCCGCCGUCGCCGGACCCGUUCGACGCCCUCAUGGCGCAGCAGCCGGAGACGCCGCGCCUCACCCUCGCCAACCCGUUCGAUCUCUUCCAGCACUUCAGCAGCGCGCCGGCCAGCCCCAGGCGCGCCGCGGCCAUAUACGCGCACUUCGCCGAGGGGAACAGCGGUGGCCGCGAUGGCGGCGAGGAGGAGGAGGACGACGACGACGAUGACGAGGGGUUCCAGCCGCGGGCGUCGUACUCCGCGAACGCCUCGGCCGUGCCGUUUGAUUGGGAGGAGAGGCCCGGGACACCCAAGGCCGGGCUCGGCAGCGGCGCGGCGUGGGAUACGGACUUCGAAUUCGGCACGGUCGUCGACAAGGCCGCGCCGGAGGAGAAGCUGACGACGGCCGACGAGCUCUUCGAGAAGGGCAAAAUCCGUCCGCUGAAGCCGCUGCCGAAGACGGCCGACGAGCUCUUCGACAAGGGGAAGGUCCGACCGCUGAAGCCGCCGCCUGGGCUGCUCGACGGCGGGAGCGUCGCGUCGUCGCCGCGGUCGCCGAUGGCAAGAGGCGGCAUGCGGUCGCCCCGGCGACGGAGCAGGGUCGGCUCCGGCGUGGACUUCGACCCGUUCGCCGCCGCUCUUCUGGAGGCGACCAAGGCGCCGUCGCCGUCGCCGUCGCCGCUCGGCGGCAAAGAAGCCAACGGCUCACCGCCCAAGAAAGCCGAUCCUUUCGCCACCCGUCCGGCCUCCAAGAGCGCCGGGUGGAGGAAGUGGCGGCUCAGCGACUUCCUCCUGUUCCGGAGCUCGUCGGAACACGGCCGCGUCGUGAACAAGGACCCGAUCUUCAAGAGCUCGCCGGUGAAGCAGCCCGACUCGCCGGUGAAGAAGGCCAGCGCACACCCAACGACGACGGGCAAAACCAACGGCAAAGCCGACACCUUUAGCAAGCCCAGGAAGCACGCCGGCGACAAGAACGCCGCGGCGGCGGCGGAGGGCAUCCUCGGGUCCGUCAGGCUGAGCCCGCUGCAGCGGCUGGCGAGAGGGCUCAGAGGAAGCUCGUGGUACCACGGCCAUGGCAUGGCGAAGCUGGGGGCCAAAGGGUGAAGAAAAAUCCAUGGCGAUAGCUUCGUUGUUCUCACUGUUUCAUACAAACAGAGCACAAGAGGUGAUGGAUUUUCAAUUUUUUUUCUCCCUUCUUUUUUUUAUCUUGGAAAUAAUUUUCAUUCUUCUUUUUUUUUUCUCCUGAAACUUAUUUGAAACCAUGUACAAUGUACCGAACAUUUUUGUUCUUGGUGUUGGUUUCCAUCUCUUUGUCGAGUUUGACUGUAUUAUCAUACACAUCCUUUAUGUGAUUUUUUUCUAGACAUUAGUUUAUAUGGCUAUACAUAGUAUGGAGUAGAAGGCUAUAUAAAAUGACAAAUUGUUAAUUACUUGGCUAAUCAGCUAAUGUGCGGUUGAUCAUUGUCGUGGUCCAGCAUAUCUUACAUUUGUUCUAAAGUAAGAUUGUGAACACUCACAAAUGCUUAAACUAUUGGAAUACAGUGUGCCUAUUCACCAGGAAAAGAAAAAAAAACGCUACAGAAACUUCUGCAGAAGAGGAUGAUUCCGGGUAGAAGGAAUUUGUUUUCUAAUUAACUAUUUUCCAUUAUUAAAUACUAUAUUAUAUUUGUCGCCCUUGGAAUGCGAUCA
Oryza brachyantha (malo sina) is the source of this 1928-nucleotide messenger RNA. RefSeq lists its product as uncharacterized. The record is from RefSeq and is a predicted model, not a curated record. Bases 114 to 1343 code for a protein of 409 amino acids. NCBI's taxonomy places the organism in Eukaryota, Viridiplantae, Streptophyta, Magnoliopsida, Poales, Poaceae. The transcript has a single exon.